AUGUUCAGCACAAAGGUCUGGCUUCCACUCCUCCUCCUGGCAGGCUCCUCCCUCGCCCUACCAGAGCCGGACCACAUCGAGCUCGUGCCCCGACAGUCCUCGAGCGCAACCUGCAGCGUGGCCUCGAGCUACCCAACCGUGAGCGUCGCCAGCCUCCCGGACCCGUUCAUCACGGCGGCCGGCCAAAACGUCACCACCAAGGCCGAGUUCGACUGUCGCGCCCAGGAGAUCAGCAAGAUCUUCCAGCAGUACGAGCUGGGCGACUACCCGGGCCCCGCCGACUCCGUCAAGGGGACGCUCUCUGGCAACACGCUGACCGUGGCCGUCACCGUGGGCAGCAACUCGGUCAGCUACACGGCGUCCAUCUCGAAGCCUUCGGGCAACGGGCCGUUCCCUGCCUUCAUCACCAUCGGCGGCGCCUCGAUCCCCAUCCCGGCCGGCGUGGCCACCGUCAACUUUAACAAUGAUGACUUUGCUGCCGAGGACUCGCCUUCUUCUCAUGGUGUCGGCAAGUUCUUCACGCUCUUUGGCGCCAACCACAGUGCUGGUGCGUUGACGGCGUGGGCCUGGGGCGUUGAUAGACUGAUUGAUGCCUUGGAACAAGUCAACGCAACGUCCGGCAUAGAUACGUCACGUCUUGGUGUGACAGGCUGCUCGCGCGACGGCAAAGGUGCCUUCAUCACCGGUGCUCUGGUCAAACGGAUCGUCUUGACUGUACCGCAGGAGAGCGGAUCAGGAGGUGCAGCGUGCUGGCGCAUCAGCGACUCUCAGUUCGCAGCAGGCGCCAACAUCCAGACCGCCCACGAGAUCGUGACGGAAAACGCCUGGUUCUCCCCCCGCUUCAACGCCUACGUCAACGAGACCUCCUCUAUCCCUGAGGAUCACCACAUGCUCGCAGCCCUGAUCGUGCCCAGGGGUCUGUUCGUCAUUGAGAACGACAUCGACUGGCUGGGCCCCGUCUCUACGACGGGGUGCAUGGAGGCAGGGAGGGUCAUUUACAAGGCGUAUGGAGUCCCGGAUAAUUUUGGGUUCUCGCUCGUCGGCAACCAUGCCCACUGCGCGUUUCCCAGCGCGCAGACCACGGACCUGGACACGUAUAUCAACUACUUCUUGCUCAAUAGUAGUACAGCCCCUGGGGACAUUCAAGUUAGUUCUAGCCAGGUGAAUCUGAGCCAGUGGGAUGGGACCUGGAAUGUUCCAACCUUGACUUGA
Molecule: messenger RNA, 1212 nt
Organism: Cryphonectria parasitica EP155
Lineage: Eukaryota; Fungi; Ascomycota; Sordariomycetes; Diaporthales; Cryphonectriaceae
Product: family 15 carbohydrate esterase
Exons: 3
Coding region: 1-1212 (403 amino acids)
Source: RefSeq, a predicted model, not a curated record